This is a messenger RNA of Nicotiana tabacum (common tobacco), 1324 nucleotides long. RefSeq names its product GBF-interacting protein 1-like. NCBI's taxonomy places the organism in Eukaryota, Viridiplantae, Streptophyta, Magnoliopsida, Solanales, Solanaceae. The record is from RefSeq and is a predicted model, not a curated record.
AAGAAAAUUUUGGAAAAUGUUUUCCCUGCUUCUGCUAGGAAAGUUAUUUUGCUGGAGAUUCUUGUGACCUUACUUGUAGAAGAAUGUUUCUCUGCUUGAUAAUAAAGCUAUUUGACAUAAAUUAUGCGUCUUAUUUGGUGCCUUUUGGCGCUUGUCAGCUGUUCAUUUCCAUAGUUCCUUUGGAGGGUGGGAAUUCUCAAGCUCCUUCAAUGUCGAGCUCUAAUUCAUCUGUGGCUCAACCCAUAGGCCUUGGGCAGAGUUCUGUCACCGUGCCUCCGCACUUGUUUCCUUUAGUCCGGCAACCAUUUCCUCCUAAUUAUAUUCCGUAUAACCCUUACAUUCCCCAUCUUUACAUGCCACAGAGUGCUCACCAGUUUCUGGGCCCGAGUGGCUUCCCUCAGCAACCUUCUGCUGCCAACUUUUAUAUGUCACCAUCAGUUAAUGCUGCUGGUGUCAAACUACCUCUUCCGUCUCUGUACAAACCAGCAGCUAUUGCUGGAAACUUGAACCACUUCGGCGUUCCUACUAGCUACAGUUCAUAUGGGUCCUCAACUGUCUCAUACAGUGCAACUACAGCUCCUGUUUGUUCAGCUAGCAAUGAAGAUCUCAGUGCAUCUGAGCUGAAAGAAAAGAAUGUUUACUCCACGCAAAAACAGAAUGAAGAUUCCCAUUUCAGGACCUCGGCAACUGGACGUGAUCUAUCAAUGCUGCAGGCUAAUUACUUUUACAACUUCCCUCAGGACCAGCAAGUUGGUUUUGCACCAGCACAUUCUGCUAAUAGUUCUUUUCCUGGAAUUAAUCCAUCUCUGACAAUAGCUGUACCAUCAAAUGUUCAGCCCCUGGCCCAGCAACCUCAAACUGUUACCAGAUCAGUUGAAUCUGACCUUCCUACAUCUGGUGCUUGUCAACAACCUCAAGCAAAUAUUCAUUGGAACAACAAAUUGUUGAACAGAGAAAACCUCUAAGAAUAAAGACCAUAACUACACUUUCUGUUUGCAUCACUUAAGUAUGCAAUAUAGACAUCACUGAUAGAUCAAAGCCAUCCUCUUCCAAGUGUAUAUAAGAUGUGGCUGGAACUAGGCACUCUCAGUGAGAUCACGUUGGAAUGUAGAAUUUUUAACCUUUGGAGCUAAAACAGGGUUUCUUGCUUUUGAUAGUUAGCAGUUAGCUUUCCUCAAUUCCCUAAUCUUCUUGAGACUGAAUGAGGUUUUUUGAAGUAUGAGUGGAGCAGGUGAAAUAUCUUAAUUGUUUCCAUUACCCCUUCUAGCUUGUAUAUCAAAUUUUGACUAGACAGAUACUAUUACAUCUUGAAACGCUUGACAUU